Molecule: messenger RNA, 1227 nt
Organism: Mesorhabditis belari
Lineage: Eukaryota; Metazoa; Nematoda; Chromadorea; Rhabditida; Rhabditidae
Source: the annotation of a GenBank genome assembly
AUGAAAUCGUUAAUGUCCACAGAUGAACCAUCAACUUCUUCAACAACUUUUAUUCUCAUUUCAUCAUUGAAUCCAUUGAUAUCACCGGUACAAGGAAAUGGAAGUAAAGCAACGGAAAGUGAUGAGGAAAUUUUGUGGAAAAUAACGAUGUGUGGAGUGGCACUAGCGAUGAUCGCGUGUACUCUCAUCGGGAAUGCCCUUGUCUGUAUGGCGGUUCUGUUAGUCAGAAAGUUGAGACAACCGGCGAAUCUCCUGUUGGUCUCACUGGCCGUCGCCGAUUUCUUUGUCGGUCUCAUCGUGAUGCCCUUGGCUCUCGUUGAUUUCAUUGCGCCAAGUUGGCCUCUCGGUUUGAUCGGUUGUCAAAUCUGGACAACAGCCGAUCUCACUCUCUGCACAGCUUCCAUCUGCAAUCUUUGUGCAAUAUCGGUUGAUCGAUAUUUGGCCAUUUCGAGGCCGUUGCGAUACUCAGCGAUGCGAACGAACGCCCGAGUCGCUUUGUACAUCAUGGUCGUCUGGGUGGUAUCAUUUUUCGUCUCAUUGACAUCACUGUUGAUCACUCAUUUCCUGGAUGAAGAAACGACGAAUGAUUCGUGUCAGGUCACACAAAACCUCGGCUAUCAGAUCUACGCCACUCUUCUGGCCUUCUAUGCACCAACAAUGAUCAUGGUGAUUCUCUAUGUGAAGAUCUGGAGAGCCGCGAAAAGAUUAGCGAAACAAGACAAAUUGUUAUCUUAUCAUACGGGUACUCGAGCCUCAGCUGACAGCUCGAAUCUUCUCGCUGCCGGUCCGAUAAACGGGAAAAACGGAUCGAAAUUCUUCCAUCGUCCAUCGGCUCUUCUUAAUGCUGUGAAAUACCACGCUCGACAACACGAGAAAUCGGAGACGAAAGCUCGACAGACAUUAGGAGUGAUGAUGUCCGUAUUCAUCAUCUGUUGGCUUCCAUUCUUCUCAUUGGCCCUUCUAAAGCCGGUGCUUGAGCUGAACGUCCCAUGGUGGUUGGAUUUGGUCACACUGUGGCUCGGAUACUCAAACAGUAUGCUCAAUCCAGCAAUCUACUGCAAGUACAACAAAGAAUUUCGAAUGCCAUUUCGAGAGAUGCUCUUCUGUCGUUUCCGCACUCUCCAAACAGUGAUGAGACAACAGAGUUUCACGAGUAAAUAUGGCCCUACUCCAUGUCGAGCGGCCAGCGUACAAGACCGAGCCGAAAGACCGGAAUCUUCCGAUUUG